This is a messenger RNA of Camellia sinensis, 1132 nucleotides long. RefSeq names its product Mitochondrial import inner membrane translocase subunit Tim17/Tim22/Tim23 family protein. Gene Ontology annotation, biological process: mitochondrial respiratory chain complex I assembly. The record is from RefSeq and is a predicted model, not a curated record. Gene Ontology annotation, cellular component: mitochondrion. NCBI's taxonomy places the organism in Eukaryota, Viridiplantae, Streptophyta, Magnoliopsida, Ericales, Theaceae.
CGAGGCCCAACAAGGCGCAGCAAGGCUCUUCAAGCAGGUCGAGGCAAGGUGUAGAAGAAAAGGCGCUGAGGCACAUGCCUGGGGAUGAGGCGCAAGGCGAGGACCUUAUGGGCUUUACGUAGCUUUUUACUCCCAGCACUAGAUUUAAGUGAUUUCUUGUGUGCAUACUCACGGGGGAUUACAACCCUUCAAUAUAAAAUAAACAAACGUGUGAAAAGAGAUCAGAAAAGUGAUAAAAAUAAUAAAAAAUACUAGCAAUUAAAAGAAGGGAUCAACAGACAUGGAAGAGAGGAUGACAUGGUCUUUUUCAUCUACGAUUGACGUCGUCUUCUUCAGGUCACUCCAAGGAUGAAUGGAACUGUUAACUGGGGCACUGCAACUGUCAUUGGAAUCUUCGCUGGCAUGUUAUAUGGUGGUAGCAAGGAGGCAUCUGCUUCUGUUAGCAAGGAUGCAGAAGUGAUGUUGAAGCUUGGGAGCACUCCUGACAAGCGUGAACAGCAUCGUUUAAUGAGGGAUGCAAUGGAGAAAAGAUUCGUCAGGGUAACUCGUGGCUCAAUAGUUGGUGGAGUGCGCCUUGGAAUGUUCACUGCUGCAUUUUGUGGUUUACAGAAUCUGCUUGCUGAGAAACGGGGGUUGCAUGAUGUUUGUAAUGUUGUUGCUGCUGGUUCUGCCACUGCUGCAACAUUUGGUUUAAUUAUGCCAGGAUCACUCCGCUGGCGUGCAAGAAAUGUACUUUUGGGAUCAGUUCUGGGUGCAGCCUUUUGCUUCCCUCUUGGUUGGCUCCAGUUGAAGCUUGUAGACAAAGCAAAUGAAGGGAGAAUGGUUGCUUAUCCAAAGCAGGAUGAUGGUAAAGAAGUGAAAAGCGGUGUUGGCGCUGCAAUUGAGAGGCUUGAAGGGCACCUGAGUAAAUAGAACAGUGAUUUAAAUGUUUAAUUGUUUGAGUUUUCUUGAAAUUCCUUUUUCGGCUCAUCAUUUUGAUCUCUUGGAAGAGCAAUAUGUCUUGAAUUUUUGUUAGUGAAAAAAGAGAAGAGGAUUUUUAAUUGGACAGAUAAUUGGCAUGCUCUUUAUUAUUAUAUGUAAAUGAUGAGCCCAUAUUUAGGGACAGUUUUAUCAAUCCUGUUAGUUAUGAUCA